This is a messenger RNA of Penicillium oxalicum, 1263 nucleotides long. RefSeq names its product dolichyl-P-Man:Man(5)GlcNAc(2)-PP-dolichol alpha-1,3-mannosyltransferase (gene alg3). NCBI's taxonomy places the organism in Eukaryota, Fungi, Ascomycota, Eurotiomycetes, Eurotiales, Aspergillaceae. The coding region runs from base 1 to 1263 and encodes 420 amino acids. The record is from RefSeq and is a predicted model, not a curated record. Gene Ontology annotation, molecular function: dol-P-Man:Man(5)GlcNAc(2)-PP-Dol alpha-1,3-mannosyltransferase activity. The transcript has 3 exons. Gene Ontology annotation, cellular component: endoplasmic reticulum.
AUGUCCAAUCCUUGGAUCAAGUUCGUGCGUACAGCACUGGCACAUCCAAAGCAUACUCCAUGGAUUGUUUCCCUGCUCUUUUUGGGCGACGCCGCCCUCUGUGCACUAGUCAUCUGGAAAAUCGCGUACACCGAGAUUGACUGGACAACUUAUAUGCAGCAAAUUUCCAUUUACCUUGCUGGCGAACGGGACUAUACUGCAAUCAAGGGUUCAACUGGGCCUUUGGUCUAUCCUGCUGCUCAUGUCUAUAUCUAUACUCUGCUCCAUGACUGGACUGACGGGGGACGUGACAUCCUCCUGGGUCAAGUCUUAUUUGCAGGCUUUUACCUGGUGACCCUGGCCUUUGUCGUUGCUUGUUAUCGUUCCGUGCAGGUUCCGCCAUACCUUUAUCCUCUCCUGGUUGUCUCCAAGCGACUUCACAGCAUCUAUAUGCUGCGCAUGUUUAAUGACGGAAUUGCGGCGUUGGCGAUGUGGAUUGCUAUUUAUUUAUGCAUGAAGCAAAGAUGGACUGGUCUGGUGUCUUUGGUCUUUGGCGUCGGAGUUAAGAUGACCCUGGUCUUACUGGUUCCAGGCAUUGCAGUCGUCACCCUCUUGAGCCUUGGUCGAAUGCGCAGCAUCGUCCUUGGGCUGAUGGCGAUUCUGAUUCAGGUCCUCAUUGCCAUUCCAUUCCUUCGAGAGAACCCGCUGGGUUAUUUGUCAAAAGCAUUUGAACUGUCCCGACAGUUCAUGUUCAAGUGGACUGUGAAUUGGCGGUUUGUGGGUGAACAAGCUUUCCUAUCACGCGGAUUUUCCGUCGGAUUGCUAGUCUUGCAUGUCUCACUGCUAGUUCUGGUUUCGACGGUAUGGAUCAAGCCCUCCGGGACCAAUGUGGUCCGCUUCCUCCAAGAUAGCAUCCAGGGCCGUCAGCCGCCCGUUUCACUUUCAGGGUUGUUCAUCAUGACCGUACUCCUGAACUCGCUGACCAUUGGCCUGCUAUGUGCCCGGUCUCUGCACUACCAAUUCUUCGCAUAUCUGGCUUGGGCCACGCCCUUUCUUUUGUGGCGCGCCGGCUUCCAUCCUGUCCUGAUCUAUGGUAUCUGGGCCAUGCAGGAGUGGGCCUGGAACGUGUACCCGAGCACCAAUGCCAGCUCAUUGAUUGUGAUUCUGUCGCUUGCCGUCCAGGUACUGGGCGUAGUUGCUCGAGGAUCUGUUGACACGGGGACUAAGCGAGGUGUGGGUGCGGGUCGCACGCCAGGGCCGCACGCAGUGAAUCGUGCUCAUUGA